Molecule: messenger RNA, 3541 nt
Organism: Paramormyrops kingsleyae
Lineage: Eukaryota; Metazoa; Chordata; Actinopteri; Osteoglossiformes; Mormyridae
Source: RefSeq, a predicted model, not a curated record
GCUUCCACGUGUACAGGAAGAGUCUGUCGAUUUCACUCCCAAUGUGCGGCGUGGAACUGUGGGCAUCACUGUGAGCUUCAUGUCAAUUUGUUUCCAGAACGAGACUUUGGCACGAGUGCUGGCACGGGAUGAUCGCGUGCGCUGUCAGUGAGAACUCGUGCGGUAUCGUCGUGCUGUGUCUGCUUCCAGUGAUGUUGCCAUGACGACAGAGGGUGGAAGUGAAAUCUUUUGCCUCUUUUUCGUGCCACUGAAGUAGCUGGUGUAGCAUAAAUCUGACCCUUUUGAAUAAUAAUUAAAUUAUAGCAAUACUGAAUAGGUAAGUUGAGAGAAUUGUCAGGUUGGCUUUCAGGAUAAAGCAGUUACUUGCAGUUGCACUAUGAACAUGACUUAGGCACCCAAAGUCUCAAAACGAGCUUGAUUUUCAGAGGGAAUUCGUAGCGUCUAACAACGGUCCUUUUCAGCUGGCUGCUAGAGGCACAGAGGUGCGAGAAAUCGAGGCGCCGUGGGAGAAAGCAGCUUCCUGUGAAGGACGGUCCGCGCAAAGGCGGCUUCCAUGCAGCACCGCUUCCCUGGGUGCCGUUACCCGUCCUCCGGGCUCACGUGGUCGACGGCGGCACCUGGCUUUCAUCUCCUCCCCAUCCGUUUCCCUGUCGUGCUUCAGCUCUGUACCCGCUGCUCUGUCAGCCUCUGACACGCUCCGCCGGAAGCUGCACUGCGAAACUUGAGAAAGGAGCUUGGAAAAGAGCCAAAGGCUGUGAUCUCCGUGCCGUCGGGAUGACCCCCAGCCCAAUCCCAGCACGUCCUUACAAGCCUCCCUGCCAUCCGUCUGGUUGGAAUGGGAUGAGGUCAUAGAGAAGCCCGUCUGCUUCUCCCCAGUGAUAAAUAUCACUCAGUCGAACGGUUCUGACACGAAUCCCUGUCUGUCUUUAGAAAAAUGCCCUUCUUCCUCAGUGGUGUGUGCAACGUGUCCUAGAAUUUGGGGCAGCUGCUCAACAGAAAUGUAUAUAAACGUAUGGAACUGAAGUGUAUAAUACACGGCUUGAGUCUAACUCACUUCAAGGCAGCUUUACUUCCAAAAUCGGUUUAAAUCGUCUCACCGCAUGGGUCAAAUAUCCAAUUACAUUCAGUGCAGUUCAGGAACACUUCAAAAUCUGGGUCAGUUCCGACUGCUGCAUAUUUAAAUAUUAAUAUAGUCGGGUGGCUUAUGUUCGUCAUCUGAGUUUGCACCCGAUUAUUUAUAUUAAUUGUGUUGCACAGUCGACAAACCCAUGAUAUUAAUCAUCUGAGAAUGUAAAUUAUAUUUAAAUAUUACAAUAAACCUUAAUAAUAACAGAAAUCAACCUUUUGCACCACAAUUAAAUGACUGAUCCAUCUUUUACACAUACUGACAUAGAUGUACCUCUCCUUCGCGUCAUUUGCCAAAGUUGCAGCUCUUCCAAAAGAUAAGGAAAAUUUUUGCCCGACGGGCUUAAACUAAGAAUCAUGUGUAGGUGUCGUUUUACAGGCUUAGUGAACAGAAUAAUCAAACCGCGGUACAACGAAAAUAAAGCCUAUAGAUCGCGGUGUUACUGAGGGCAGGUUACUGGCGUGACCUGGGUCCGGCUGAGUCCCAGCACGCGUGCGCGCGCGCGGGCGCACACACACGUGUCUUAGGGACACGCUUUGCUGGCUAAAUAAAGAAUCCUGCUACUUUUUCACCAGCAGCCAAUCGAAUUAAUAAUGAAUGUACUGCUGCGAGAAUAUGGAAAGGAGCCCCCUGUGAUAAUCAAUACGGUGUUGAUAGAUCGUUGGGGUAAUUACAGCUAAGGAGUUGGUUUGCAGAGGAAGAGUUGAAAUGGAGGAGGUGUGGUUGAGAAUGUGGUAUUUCAUAAAUAACAAUCGCUAUAAGCCUACAGUUGCGCAUUUAUCAUUCAAAGCUUAAUAAACAUGAAAUUCUAGUGGGAUUUUUUUUCUUGAACUAUACAUAUGAAUAUAUGAUAUUUGUGGCGAUACAAUAGUUAAUUGUAUUAUGAGAGCUUAACAAAGAAAAUUAAAGUAUACAUUUGAGCCGCCUGGCUGUUUUCUUUCCUGUGAUGCCGUUUUCCCAUUGUGUUGUUGUACUUACUGUGGUGUUAUAAUUAAUAUUCCGUUUUUAUGCCAGAAGUCUCAGGCACAUGAUUGUUGAUGUUUUCCAGUUGGCUGUAGGCUGGUUUGAAGGUGAAGGAUUCUGCCAUUAUUUGUUGUUCAGCAUCUAGUUUUUUUCCGACACCCCCCGCCCCCCAGUCAUUUUCCACCUGGGAUCCAGCUGACUGUAUAUCUGCAGCCCAUAAACAGGACACUCAGAACUAUGAGGAACCCCCCCCCCAAGAUUUGUGAUCUUUAGAUGGAUAUGGGACCGCAAGCUGUUUUAGUAAAUUACCCUUCAUUAAAGGAAGCCUUUCUGCUGCUAACCCUUAUGGUGAUUCUUAAAGAGUAGGGCUCCUGCACACCUGGAUACAGCAAUUACUCAGUGGAUAUUGAGUAAUUUCACUGUUGUAUCUACAAAACGUUCUUACUACGUGUUGUUGGUGUGUUUCUUACUAAGGCAGAGUAAUGGUCAGUGGUCUUUUUGACCAUUGGUCUGAUUUUGAACCAGCUUGCAGUGGAGAUAAAGGUGAAACAGUUCUAUUUCCAUUUUUUAAAUUGGGUUAGAGAAUGUAUCCAGAUAUGCAUGUUCUUUUAGCCACUCAACCAUGUACAGUACUUCGAACCAAACCCCAGUCACAGUCUUAUGUUCUUUUACAUGCUGUUUUUCCAUUGUCAUUUUUUUAUUAAUUAGUAGAAAGUAACAAACCAAGGUGAAAAUGAAAUCAGGCAAAGAAUUGCAACUAAAAAGAAAUCGACUUGACCUUGCCGAAAAGGAAUUCAGGAAUGUUCGCUAGAUCCUCCUAAGAGCACUUUCCCUGUCCGCUUCCGAAACGGCACUCGAGUCCAGGCAGUGAAGAAGACCAUGGUUCCCAAGCAACUCUGGCUGCAUCUUCUGCUCCUCACCACGCUGCUGUCCCUCCUGGCUUUCUCAGAUGUUUCAAGUGAGAGCAAGCUAUUAAAAAUCUUGGCUAAAAGAGAAGCAUCUCAAGAACCUAAGCCCAUGGCGGUGGCUGUCUCGCCGCACGAUGCUGCCGGCUUCUUGGUGAGGAGGCCGAAAAGAAACGUGUGGGACCGCAGCCGACCUGACGUGCAGCAGUGGAUCAUGCAGCUAAUGCACAUGGGCUAUGAUGAGGCGAGAUUAGAGACUGACCUGUCCUACUGGAUGGACUACUCUCGUGCUCAUGACCAGGGACGUCAGCACCAUUAUGAUGAGAACGCCCCGAUCGGACCCCGGGACUCCGCUUCUUUCCGGCAUGGUGCCAACGUCAACUAUGACUACUACUAACAACCCAUGUGUACUAAGGAACAACAUGUAAUGAGUAGAGAGCCCAUGCAAUGCUGUCAUUGUCAAUAAUCGACAUUAUUAUAUGCAUCUUAACAUAGAAAUCUGCAAUAUGUACAUCGUACUGUAACCAUUCUAAAUAAAGCUUGGAAU